UUAUCCUCCCUCCAAAACGACACUGUUUUAAAUGUAAGCUUCUUAGAUACGCCUAGGUAGGGACACGUUCCGAAGGAGCCAGACUUGGAGAAUUUGAAAUUUUUAACUUAACGGCUCUCACUCACUUUCAUUUCUCUCUCUUUAUCUCCCAAACCUUAAGAGAAAGGAAACAAAAAUCUUCAAAUUCAAACGUUUUUUUUUCCCUUUUCUAGAGAGAUUCCCUGUGGUUCUAUUCGAUUCGAUCGGUGAGAAGAUCUAGGGUUAAGUUAUGGAGACUAAAAUGAAGAGCCAUGGCCGGAAAGUGGUCCGGGUGGUGGCUAGGGUCAAGCCAUCGACGGAUCUGGUAUCAACGAGAUCAAUAUCGGUUCACAAGCCGAUGGGUGAAGAUUCAGAGACUGUUUCGAUUUCGUUUGGAGCUCAAUUCGCUGGUUCGAAAGAUUCAUAUAAAUUGGACUAUUGCUAUGAAGAAAAUGAAACCACUGGUUCAAUUCUCACAAAGGAGAUAAAGCCUCUUAUCUCUACUGUCUUUGAGGGUAAAGAUGCGAAUGUCAUAGCCCAAGGAGCUAGAAAUGGCGGAAAAACACAUCUAAUACAGGGAAAUGAGAGGGAGCUUGGUUUAACUGUUCUUACAAUGUCUGAGAUGCUAUCCAUGGCUGAGGAAAGAGGAGACUCAGUUUCUGUAUCAGUUUACGAGGUUUCUCAAGAAACCGUGUAUGACCUGUUAGGCCAAGAGAAGCGAGUGGUUGCUGUACUGGAAGGUGCACAAGGGAAAAUUCAACUAAAGGGACUUUCUCAGGUACCUGUGAAGUCGCUCUCAGAAUUCCAGAACUUAUAUUAUGGUCUCAAGAAAUCCCAGAAGCUGACCAGUGACCCUCCAGUUAGGAGUCAUAAAGGUGUGAUGAUACACGUUACCACUGGCAACGCCAAUCCAGGCUCCCUUGGGAGGAUGAACUUUCUUGAUAUGGCAGGAUAUGAGGAUUCCAGGAAACAAAAAAGUGCUCUAGCUCCUCUAGAGAUUGCCAGAAUUAAUAAGUCGAUAUAUGCUUUACAGAAUGUCAUGUAUGCUCUCAACACAAAUGAAUCCCAUGUGCCAUAUCGGGAGAGCAAACUCACUCGAAUGCUGAAAGAUUGUUUUAAAGGAUGCAACAGAACGCUGCUGAUCACAUGUUUGCCCCGGAAAUUUAGCCAAGACUCCUUUUACAUGCUAAACUUAGCAUCACGGAUCUGUCUAGGCAGUAACCGAGCCAUGAAUAAUCCUACUAAGAAGAAGAUCAACGGUCCUGAAAGAUCUAUUUCAUUAUCAUCUGCCGCUCAAAGGAGACAGACACCUUUGAAUGUGUCUGCUACUUCUAGAAAACAGACAAUGCUAAGGGGAAGUGUGACAGAGAGAAAGACUAAAAUCAACACUGCUGCUUCUGCAAUUAAAGCAAGGAAACUGUUUGGUGAAGCAAACGAUUCGGUGAAAUGUAAAAAUAGCUCUAAGAAGAUGGAAGGCAAAGCAAGAAUGGCUCUGAAAAAUGUAAUCUCCACUUCAAAGGUUGUCUCGAGCAUUCAGGCCUCUUCACCUAAAGAAGAAAUCUGUUCGUCAUUUACUGUUACAGAUUCUCAAUCUUCUUUGGUAGAAGAGGAAUAUUCUCUGGCUUUCUCAAGUUAUGCAGUAGCCAUGGAACCGGGCUAUUCAACUAGUGCAUCUUUAAGCUCAGAAGCUGUUGACAUUACAGAAAAGGAGACACCCUGGAAACAUAAGGAAAUUUUUUCAGGAGCCACUCAUUGUGAUGAUGCUUUUACAGAGAAAGCACAAAUAGUAAAGAGAGAUGAAAACAAUUCAGUCAUUGACGAUCUGGCUCUGGUUAUUAAUAAAGGUGAAAACCUGGACAAAGAGAACAACAGUUUGCUAGCCAAUGAAACUGCAUCACCACCGCUUAGCAUGCGACUUCAAGAACUAUCAAACAAUUUGAAGUCGAUAUGCAAAAUCUCAAACCAACUAUCAGUACCUGAGAAAUAUCAAAGUCCCUUAACUAUAUUACAGGCGGAAGAAGCAUCAGAGCACAGCGAUAUUACUGCUGAAGCUGCUGUCAGUGGAGAACUAAGAACACCGGAGAGAACUAUGCCUUCGAACAUUGGCUGCAGUCCUUGGAAGGCAUAUAGCGCACACAGCUCUAAAUUGAAGAACUCUGCUGUUGGAGAAUACCUCAAGUUCAUAAACACAGCUGGAAAGGAAGAUCUAAAGAAGUUAAAGGGUAUCGGCGACAAGAGAGCAGCGUACAUAGUUGAGCUCCGUGAAGAAUCUCCAUUUAAAACGGUUGAUGAUUUGAAAAGUAUCGGACUCUCAGCAAAACAGGUUAAGGGAUUGCUGAAAAAAGAAAUCGGGGAGAUUUUCGAGUAGUCCAAGGAUAUUCUCACUACGGUCACAACAAAUAGAUCUGAAGAUAUUUAUGAAGGUUUCGAGGCAACACGACAUUGCUUCUAAGAUUUCGAAGGUCUAUAUAGGAAGCUAAGUUGUUGAAUGUGUAAUUCGUGUUAUUACGAGAUCUUAAUUUGUGGUUUCAAUACUUUCAAUUGAAUUUGUGUCGUACUGUCUAAAGAUUUGGGUUAUUUCAAAGGCAAUGUGAAGUAGUAUCAAAUUUCUUUUUCA
Molecule: messenger RNA, 2635 nt
Organism: Arabidopsis lyrata subsp. lyrata
Lineage: Eukaryota; Viridiplantae; Streptophyta; Magnoliopsida; Brassicales; Brassicaceae
Product: kinesin-like protein KIN-10C
Exons: 20
Coding region: 269-2386 (705 amino acids)
Biological process (GO): microtubule-based movement
Cellular component (GO): microtubule; kinesin complex
Molecular function (GO): microtubule binding; ATP binding; microtubule motor activity
Source: RefSeq, a predicted model, not a curated record